CUCGGCUCGUGGCCCCGCCCCGCUCCCAACCCUCCAGUGUCGCUGACCGCGACGCCUUCUCAGGGCAGACCCGAGCCCCGGGUUAAUUAGCUAAUGGUCCCUGGGUUCCUCGGAGCCUCUAGUCCGGCCAGCCCAGAGCUUGUCCGAAACUGCAGUGGGUGCAGCCUGGGAGGGCGCCACAGUUCCCUACAAUCGGUUCUUCCAGAACUCCAAGGCCCAGGGGAAUUACCCGAGAAAGCAAAGAGGGGCCCAGUGGCACUUGGGAAGGUGCCCGGGGGCAAGGAGGUGUGCACGCAGUGGGUAGGGGUCCAGUCUGUGUGCGCUUGUGGGGCGCUCACCCCAGAGCACAUGGGGCACAUGGGCGACGUGUAAGCCAGAGAGGCGCCCAGCCUAACCGCGGACUAGAAUCUUUGGGUACACAAGGGUUUCCAGAAUGUGGGGGGGUGGGGGUCAAGGCUUCUACCCCUAGUUGGCAGUAGGUGUGCUGUGGGCCCAAAGAGCUUAGUGUGUGUGUGUGUGUGUGUGUGUGUGUGUGUAACUCACUGAGGAGAGAGAAGUGGUAUCCUAUCCCAGAGCAGCUGUGAGAUAGGCUUAGACUAGGACAUUUGUUUACCAGAUAGGGUCCCAGUUCAGAGCAGAAAGGGGGAAGGGUGUGUGUGUCUUUGUAUGUCUGUGUGUGUCUUCAGGCUUCCAGCCCAGAGCACACCAGCUAUGGGGUUCAGGGGUGAGGUGUAGUAGGCAGGGACUCCUCCAGUGUCCCCACCCCAUGACUUAGGCAGCCUUCAGGGCUGGGUCUACUCCUCCCACCCCCUUCCUCCGGAGGUCCUUCUGCCCCUGUCCCAGCCCUAGCCUGUACACAUUUUCCAAUUUCCUGCAGCCUCCGCCCUGCAGCAAAGGCUGGGUGACUCAGGACCCUGGUGGCUGGUCCCCCAGCUCCAAGAGAUCUUUGUUUUCUCAGGCCUUUGGCUUUGGCCCUCUUGCCUGGGGCGGCCAAAGGAUUUCCUGAACCUCGCCCUUGCCCUCUGACUGCCUGGCCAGGCGGCCCAGCAGAGACCUAGAGUGGGGGGUGUCUGAGGCUGGGUAGCCACCUUUCCACUGGGCUCAGGAGAUGGAACCAAGAGAGCCAGGGCCAGGCCAGAGAUCCCCAGAGGAUGAGAAAGAGGUGAUCCGUCGGGCCAUCCAGAAGGAGCUGAAAAUCAAGGAGGGUAUGGAGAAUCUGAGGCGUGUGGCCACAGACCGCCGCCAUCUGGGCCACGUGCAGCAGCUGCUGCGAUCCUCCAACCGCCGUCUGGAGCAGCUGCAUGGCCAGCUGCAGGAUCUGCAUGCCCGUGUGUUGCUGCCCAGCCCGGCUGAGCCUGUGGCCUCUGGCCCCCGGCUGCAGGCAGAGCAGUCACGGGCUGGGCACCUGGAGGCCCUGCGGAGGCAGUUGCAGGUGGAACUGAAGGUGAAGCAGGGGGCUGAGAACAUGACGCACACGUGUGCCAGUGGCACCCCCAAGGAAAGAAAGCUCCUGGCAGCUGCCCAACAAAUGCUGCAGGAUAGCCAGCUGAAGGUGGCCCUGCUGCGGAUGAAGAUCAGCAGCCUGGAGGCCAGCGGAUCCUCUGAGUCAGGCCCUGAGCUUCGGGCAGAGGAGCUACAACAUCGGCUGCACAUUGAGACAGCCGUGGCCGAGGGAGCCAAGAACGUGGUGAAGCUACUUGGUGGCCGCAGGAUACAGGACCGCAAAGCCCUGGCUGAGGCCCAGCUCCAACUGCAGGAAUCCUCCCAGAAGCUGGACCUCCUGCGGCUGGCCUUGGAGAAGCUGCUGGAGGAAUUACCUCCUGCCCACCCUCUGCGUAACAGGGUGGCCCAAGAACUGCAGACUUCAGUGCUUGGGAACAGCCAGCCUUCAGGAAUGCUUGUGAAGCCCGUCGCCCUGACAGGAACACUGCAGGUCCGCCUCCUGGGCUGUAAACAGCUGCUGACCACCGUGCCUGGACGUUCUCCAGUGGCUGUGCUGGCUGGCAGCCCCUCUGAGGGCUGGAUCCGAGCCAGAGCCAAGCAGCAGCGUGGUGGAGCCGAACUGGCCAGGGAGGUGCUGGCUGUGCUGAAGGUGGACAACCGUGUUGUGGGCCAGACAAGCUGGGGACAGGUGGCUGAGCACUCCUGGGACCAGACCUUUGUCAUCCCCCUGGAGCGAGCCCGUGAGCUGGAGAUUGGGGUGCACUGGAAGGACUGGCGGCAGCUGUGUGGUGUGGCCUUCCUGAGGCUGGAGGACUUCCUGGACAAUGCCUGUCAUCAGCUGUCCCUCAGCCUGGUGCCACAGGGGCAGCUCUUUGCCCAGGUGACCUUCUGUGAUCCUGUUAUUGAGAGAAGGCCCCGUCUGCAGAGACAGAAACGCAUUUUCUCUAAACGCAGAGGCCAGGACUUCCUGAGAGCGUCCCAGAUGAAUCUCAGCAUGGCAGCCUGGGGGCGCUUGGUCAUGAACCUGCUGCCCCCCUGUAGCUCACCAAGCACCAUCUCCCCACCUAAGGGGUGCCCUCACACUCCAGCUACACACCAUGAAACCUGCAACCCUGCUUCCCCCAGCGAUUUCCUGCCCAAGAAGACCUCCUUGGGAGAAGAGAUGAAGCCCCCACCCAAGCCCCCACGCCUCUACCUGGCCCAGGAACCAAACCUGGAGGAGACUCCAGUGCCGUGCACCAAACGCCCACACAUGGCGCCUAGGACCGGACGCACACCCACCCCUGCAGCCUCACCUGUCAGGAAAGCCCCCCGGCUUCAGGACUUCCGCUGCUUGGCUGUGCUGGGCCGGGGACACUUUGGGAAGGUUCUCCUGGUUCAGUUCAAGGGGACAGGGAAAUACUAUGCCAUCAAGGCUCUGAAGAAGCAGGAGGUGCUGAGCCGUGAUGAAAUCGACAGCCUCUACUGUGAGAAGCGGGUCCUGGAGGCCGCAGGCCGCUCGGGGCACCCCUUCCUGCUAUCCCUCGCGGCCUGCUUCCAGACUGCCAGCCACGUCUGCUUUGUGACCGAGUUUGUGCCUGGGGGCGACCUCAUGAUGCAGAUACAUGAAGAUGUCUUCCCUGAGCCCCAGGCCUGCUUCUACCUGGCCUGUGUGGUCCUGGGGCUGCAGUUCUUACACGAGAAGAGGAUAAUUUACAGGGACCUGAAGCUGGAUAAUCUUCUGCUGGAUGCCCAGGGCUUCCUGAAGAUCGCAGACUUUGGGUUAUGCAAGGAAGGGAUCGGCUUUGGGGACCGGACAAGCACCUUCUGUGGCACCCCAGAGUUCCUGGCUCCUGAGGUGCUGACUCAGGAGUCCUACACACGGGCUGUGGACUGGUGGGGGCUGGGAGUGCUGCUCUACGAGAUGUUGGUGGGUGAGUGCCCGUUCCCAGGAGACACGGAAGAGGAGGUGUUUGACUGUAUCGUCAAUUCAGAUGCCCCAUACCCCCACUUUCUGUCUGUGCAAAGUCUAGAGCUCAUUCAGAAGCUCCUCCAGAAGUGCCCAGAGCAGCGCCUAGGGGCAGGCAAGCAGGAUGCCGAGGAGAUCAAGGUGCAGCCAUUCUUCAGGACUACCGACUGGCAGGCCCUGCUUACUCGCACAAUCCAGCCCCCCUUCGUGCCCACGCUUUGCGGCCCAGCAGACCUGCGCUACUUUGAGGGAGAGUUCACAGGGCUGCCACCGGCUCUGACCCCGCCUGCCCCUCGAAGGUCCCUCACCACCUGCCAACAGGCUGCCUUCCAGGACUUUGACUUCGUGUCCGAGAGAUUCCUGGGGCCCUGAGGGCUCCCCCACACCUUUGCCCAUGCCCCUAGACUACUGGAACCCCCACUUGCCCAUCUGUGUGCCCACCCAGAGGCCCAGGUUUAUAAGCUGUAGGACUCGCGGUGGCAGCCAGAGGGCUACUGUCACUGAGCAAAGUGUGUCCUCUGCCCUUCCUCCUACCUCUCUUCUUCCUGGCCAAAACUGGACCCGAGAGGGUACACAGUAAGGAGUGGCUUGAUUUGUCUUUAAUAUUUGACUUGCUUUAUGGAUUAUUAAAUUUGAAAAACUGUG
Messenger RNA from Marmota monax (woodchuck), 4036 nucleotides. It is a transcript of the gene Pkn3, whose product is annotated as protein kinase N3. The coding region runs from base 1109 to 3763 and encodes 884 amino acids. The transcript has 22 exons. Gene Ontology annotation, molecular function: protein serine/threonine kinase activity; ATP binding; small GTPase binding. The record is from RefSeq and is a predicted model, not a curated record. Gene Ontology annotation, biological process: protein phosphorylation; signal transduction. NCBI's taxonomy places the organism in Eukaryota, Metazoa, Chordata, Mammalia, Rodentia, Sciuridae.